GAUUGACUGGUUUGUGACUUCACUUCCGGCGUAAUAAGCUUAUGAGGAAAUCGUUUCCUCAUUUGCAAGCUUGCAUAAUCAGCUAGUUCGUUUCAGCUAUGAAGUCGUUAGGGUACUUUACGAUAUCAAUCGUACUCUUCUGUAUAUCAACAACGUUUAUCAAAGCCGAAUACAAACACGAUGUACUCUGCAACAAAAACAACUGCAGUUUAUCUACGGUUUUUACCGAGCUACAAAAUAAUUCACGAGUGAAAUUUCAACCUGGACUUUAUCUUCUCGACAAGAACAUYAACCUGUCUAAUUACAGAAAUAUCCUGAUUCUUGGAACUGAUGGAGUGUUUAUUGAAUGUACUGGCAACAAUGUUGGAAUUACUUUCAUGCGAAGUCAAGCAAUAAGGUUUGAACGGUUAUCCAUCGCGAAGUGUGGAGCACCUCAUGUUGGGACUUCGUUGUACAACAUCACCUUUAUGGCAGCUUUUAGCUUUGUGUAUUGUCGUGAUAUUAAUUUCUAUAAAGUAGGUCUGUCAAAUAAUCCUGCUUUGGCAGUCAAUCUUUAUGACGUUGGUGGAUCUGUAAGCUUUAUUUCUUGUCGUUUUUCAAACAAUUCAAGAGAUGUUGGUGAUUAUAGGUGGGGAGGGGGUGGUGUUUAUGUGCAAUUCACUUAUUGCGGAGCCUUGAAUGGAAAUGGCUGCACAGAAAGCGAUAACGAAGAACACCAAAUGUACAUACAUAACUCUAGCUACAUCUUCAAGGACAGUUCUUUUGCUAAUAACUCUGCUCCAGGACCACCUAACAUUCCAGGAACAAAAAACACAGACUUCCUACCACCCCAGGGGAAAGACCACAUGUCUCUUGGUAGAGGAGGAGGGCUUUCUUUUUACCUUAGAGGUAAUGCAAGURGCAAUCAAUUCGUGAUAGAUAACUGCAACUUUACCAACAAUUAUGCAGUAUGGGGUGGAGGACUUUUCACCGAAGUUGUGGACAAAUGCAUUCAGAACAAUUUUAUUGUGAAAGGCUGUUCRUUUACUGAUAAUGUUGCCAAAUGGGCUGGUGGUGGUAUGCGCUAUGGCCUUAUACAAGUAUUUGAUGAUGUUAAACCAUAUAUCAAUGGUACAUUCAUAAAUAGUACUUUUACCAAUAAUUCGGCAAUAUGGGGUGGAGGAUCCUCUGUUUAUGCAACAGAAGAGGCACUAACUAGCACAGGAAAGGCAAGCAGCCAAAUYAAAUUUAUUGGAGUGACAUGGAUUAAGAACUAUGCUUCUAACGGUGCUGCCGUAGGAGGAGCAUCAUGGAAGAUCAUAAGUGCUGGUGGUAUUGUAGUUCCUAUAUUCCACAACACCACAUUCAAAGAAAACUUGAUAGUUGACUACAAAUUAUCAUCAACAAACACAUCUUUUUACACGUCCGUUGUCAAAGGACAAGGAACAAUUUGYACAAAUGCUAUGCCAUUUUAUUUUGAUGGGGAUAACUAUUUUAUGGAUAACAAAGGCAGUGUGUUCUUAAUGACUGAUGCAGUUUUGACAGUAGCUGGUUCUAUGGAGUUUCACAGAAAUGAAGGUCAUGAUGGUGGUGCGAUAUCAUUACUGGGACAGUCAUGGAUUAACAUUAACCCUGGAUCUAACUUUCUGUUUUCUAAGAACAAAGCCUUACGAGGUGCUGGUAUAUUUGUAGACACCCCUGGUACACCCAAUAGAGUUGCAUCCAAAAAUUGCUUUAUUACUUACAAUGCAGCCACAACUCUACAAACUCUUAUAUCUCCUGACAAAUGGAAGACAUUUUUUAAUUUCUCUUACAACAAUGCAUCAGUWGCAGGUCACUCUAUCUACUGUUCUACAUUAAAGUAUUGUUCAUGGUACAUGGAAGUCUAUGGUUUCCACAACAACCAGAUAUUUAACUGGACCAACUUUGUGUAUGAGAAUUCUUCCCCAGUUGGUAGCGAGAUAGCCACUGACCCUGUUGAAAUAGUCCUUAAUCAACAGGACUGGCAAAACAUAGCACCAAGUGAUGAAACUAACCCCACAGUCAAACUUAUUGAUGAAAGAGGGCAGACACUACCUGGUAUAGUAUCUGUAGCUGUGGAAAACUCCAACCGCUCCAACACCCAAGUUGAUGUAAGCUCUGGACCAUAUUUCCCUUCAGAUAGCAAGAUCUACUCAUUGAAAAUGAGUGGAAAAUCARACAUGACUUUCACCGUUGAUAUUCAAACUACCACAGGACGGGCCAUUAAGGCUGUUAUAUGUAACAUCACACURAAAAACUGCCGACCUGGAUAUUACCUCAAGGAUAACACAAGAUGUGUCUGYCUYAAGUCCCCAGAAACAUCAAGAGAUUAUGACGGCAUUACUCGUUGUCAAGGAGACCGUCAUGUAUUUAUUAAAAAAGGAUUAUGGGCUGGCGUCAUGGAAGGAAAAGCUGAAUCAUUUGUAACAACGCCAUGUCCAUCGAUGUACUGUGACUACCGUUGUUCUACUGGWGUCUCAUGCGCUCCUCAUGAGUACCUAUAUCUYGAGGGGCCCCAGCGACAAUGUCAAGGUCACAGGACUGGAGUACUCUGUGGAAAGUGUCUACCUGGAUAUAGCGUAGUGUUGGGAAGUGACCAUUGUAAGCUUUGCGCAGAUAACUACAAUUGGAUUGGCUACAUGACAUUGUUCCUUCUUGUUGGUACUUUAGUGGUUGUUGUCGUUCUGCUGCUGAAUGUUGAUAUUUCUGCUGGUUAUUAUAUUGGCUCACUUUUCUUCUAYCAAGUUGCAUAUCUCCUAGUACGAGAUGGCUUUUCUCCUGAUCCAGUGCUCAGGUUUAUGAUGGGUUUAGCUAAUGCUCAAGUUGGUAUGGGUGCCUGUAUGUGGUAUGGAAUGACAGACYUGCAGAARCUUGCUUUAACCUAUGUCCURCCUGCCUAUAUCUUGUUUCUGUGUACUGUUGUGGUGCUAAUAUCAAGGAUGCGAAUGUCUGUGUUCUCUCGUAGGUCGGCUUUAAGAGCAUUUACAACAUUGUUUUUAGUAUCGUAUACAACAUUCACGUCAGUAUCACUAGAUAUCCUUCACUUCUCGCCUAUCAAUGGCAAAAAGGUGYUGUAUAGAAGUGGUGAGGUUGAAUACUUUGGAAGUGAUCAUAAGAGUUAUGGCAUCCUGGCUAUCUUUGUGUGCAUCAUUAUUGUCAUACCAUUCCCUUUGUGUCUUCUAUUAGUCCAACCUCUGUCCUAUCUAAARCCAGGCCUUGGCAGUGCRACCAUUAAACCUUUCYUGGACAUCUUUCAGAGUUGCUACAAGACUGAGUACCGUUGGUUUGCUGGUGUUUAUUACCUUGCACGUAUCAUCCUACUUUUAAUCUAUACCUUCAUCUCUGAUUCAGCCAUCAAACAUGGCCUSUUGUGUUUUGUKUGCAUCUCAUUGUUGACACUUCAAGCGAACAUCCGUCCUUACAAGUACCAAAAGACAGGCGACWCAUCUGUUGAAAUGUCUGGUGAUCAAACUAGGAGUGGAACUUGGAUUAACGUACUGGAUUCUUUGUUAUURAUGAAUCUAAGUUUGAUAUCUUUGAUUGGUUCAUUCUCUACAAGUGAUGAUAGUUGGUUUAYGGCACUGUCRUCAUAUAAUGGCUACUCCCCAGCUGAUAUUCUGUGUCUAUUCCUAAUGUGGCUCCCGGCUCCUUACUUUAUAGGUGUUAUAAUCCUAAAUCUGUACAAAUUUGCCAGGAAGAAAUAUGAAAGAGCCCAAUCUGUCAUAAUUAAUCGACAAGUGUCUAUGUUCUCAGAAACAUCUGAUGUGCCAGCAGACAGCUAGUUUUGUCAUCUUUCUUUCAAGUCAUCUGUUGGUCUAUGAUGUAAUGUAGUGACAAAAACUAUGAUGAAGUAAUCUUCUUGGAUAUAAGGACAAUGUACACUUCUAGAGACAAGCUGAUUACAAAUUGAUCAACCAUUCAAAAGAUAAAAGACAGCAGCCAUGUUGGAGGGUGAACAAAAGAUACUAAAUGAGAAAUCCUUUGUUGAAGGAUUCUCCAAGAUGGCUGCUGUGACAUGAAGAAUAAUAUGAAGAAACAAUAUUUUCAUAUUUAUGUUAUGCAUGACAUUUAGAUUAUUUUGCUUGUUUUUCUUUAUAUUUUUGGUAUAAGACUUAAUUGAUUACAGUUUGACUAAUAUUACUCUUUGUUUCAUGGGUUUAUGUAAACCAUUCCACAAUAUUUAUUUACAGUGAAAUUUUACAAUUUUUAAUAAUAUUUUUUUUGUGAAAAUAAUGUCACAUGUUUAAUUGCUUGGCAGCACUUUGGUUUUAUUUAUUUUAACGAUGGAUUUUUAUUCUAUUUUUGGAGUACUUUAAUGUGGGGGAUGUAGUAAUGGAGAGCCUGACACACUGCCAUCUCGUAGAUAGCUGUUUUCAUCAAUCAAAACUAUUGUUGUGUCAUUUAUAAUGAUAAAACUGAAAAUUGGGAGCCAUCCUGUAACUUACUAAAUUGAUUUUUGAAAACAAACUUGGACCCAUGCACAGACGUAAUUGGAUAGGAUUUUUAAUUCAUUGGGUAGUACUACAGAGUACUUUCUGUUUUUUUAAUUAAAAUCUAAUUCAAUUAUUAAUUAAAAUAAAGAAUUUUUUACAUGCAAA
This is a messenger RNA of Exaiptasia diaphana, 4598 nucleotides long. RefSeq lists its product as uncharacterized. NCBI's taxonomy places the organism in Eukaryota, Metazoa, Cnidaria, Anthozoa, Actiniaria, Aiptasiidae. The transcript has 4 exons. Bases 99 to 3782 code for a protein of 1227 amino acids. The record is from RefSeq and is a predicted model, not a curated record.